Messenger RNA from Aplosporella prunicola CBS 121167, 821 nucleotides. RefSeq lists its product as uncharacterized. The transcript has 2 exons. The record is from RefSeq and is a predicted model, not a curated record. NCBI's taxonomy places the organism in Eukaryota, Fungi, Ascomycota, Dothideomycetes, Botryosphaeriales, Aplosporellaceae. Bases 49 to 549 code for a protein of 166 amino acids.
ACCGCCAUACACCAAGCCCUCAGCAGCUACAAGCAAGAAAUGCGCACAAUGCGCCUCACGCUCCAAAGCGAAGUCCGGCAGCGCCGCCUCUCCGAACUCUGCCAGUCGAUCAUGCACUCGCUCGCCAUCGAGUCGCUGCAGCACCAGUCGAGCUCGCUCUUCGCGUUGCUGAGCGCUGUCGCGAACGGCGCGGCGGCGGCGGGGGGGCCCGGGGUUGCCGAGUUCCGCGAGCGCGCCGGCGCUGCAAUUAACCACGCCACCCAGCGCAGCGAGACCCUACGCUACUGGAACGGCAAGCUCGUCGCCGCCAUCCACAACCACCUCGGCAGCGAGGCUGCCGCCAUCGAGUGCGUUGCCGCGUCGCUCGUCGCGAUGCAGAACCCGGAUGCGCUGCUCACACCCGAGGAGCAGGCGUACUGCCUCAGUGAUGCGCCGCUGCAGGCGGCGCUGCACUGGGUUGGCUGGGCUAGGAGCACCUUGGAGGAGCUGGGGAGGUGCGGCUUGCUGGACGUGCCUGCUGGGAUGCAGCCGGCUGCUGGUCUUGCGUAGAUGGUUCCUAAGGUUCCGUGGAGGGAGGGUUGGAACGCUUUUGCUUUUGUUCGUUGGCGGGCUGAGGUGUGUUUGGUUUAGAAACAUGAGAGGGGCUUGCUGGUGGAGGCUCCUGCUUAGUUAGUUGGACGGAUUCAUGAAUGAAUGAUGAUGCUGAUGUUUACGAGUUUCCAUUUUGGUGAUGAGUGAACUAUGAUUUUUUUUCUGUAGAGAAGUCAGGAGGUCUGUUGGGAGUCCUUUGGCCAGAUUAUAAGCCACACUGACAGAGAGAA